This is a messenger RNA of Penicillium olsonii, 969 nucleotides long. Lineage: Eukaryota; Fungi; Ascomycota; Eurotiomycetes; Eurotiales; Aspergillaceae. The record is from the annotation of a GenBank genome assembly.
AUGGCAGCCGUGGAAGCCACCCUGCCCCUGCCACCCUAUGAUGCCGAAAUCACGAAACUCGAAGAUACGCAACAUCGACCACUGCCUACCAGUUUCGAAGAGCUUCUUGCUCUGCGCGCCGAGGAGCCACACAAAGAUGAGACAAUAUUGAGUGAUCCCGAUCUGAUCAUCGAGGAUCUUGAGAUUCUCGCCCCGGAUAGAGUGAUAAACGCUAUAUCCAUGUCCAGCUGCCAUGACUCUGAUUCUACCAGUCUGCGUCCAGGUAUUCUGUUCUGUCACGGGGGCGGACGUGUGAUGGGCAAUGUUUACGUUGGUCUCAAGAGUCUGGUUGAAACCGUCAAGGCAGUCAACGCUCUGGUAAUCAGUAUUGACUACCGAUUAUCGCCAGAGUAUGCUGGAAUCUGCGCCGUCGACGACUGCUACAACUCGCUACUCUGGGUAUCUCGGAAUUUUGAGCGAUUCAACAUCGACCCCGACCGGUUCAUGAUUGCAGGCGUAUCAGCCGGCGCAGGCCUGGCAGCAGGCACGGUUCUUCUCUCGAGAGACCGCUGCGGUCCCAAGCUAUGUGCACAAUUACUCAUGUGUCCCAUGCUGGACGAUAGAUGCAACACUGCGUCUUGUUUGCAGUUCGAGAAUGGAUAUGGAUUUUACACAGCUUGGGACCGUUACGCGUGGUCCUGUAUACUUGGUGCCCAGGCCGGUGCUGCCGACGUGAGCUUAUACGUAGCGCCGGCUCGUGCCUCGGAUCUUUCAAAUUUGCCUUUGGCUUAUAUUGAUGUUGGCUCUGGAGAACCAUUUCGUGAUGAAUGUAUCGCGUACGCUACCAGGCUUUGGGCGUGUGGGGUUCAGGCCCAUUUGCAUGUUUGGGGAGGAGGUCCGCAUGGUUUCGAUUUAUUCUAUGAAGCCGAUCUUGCAUUCCAGGCCAGAGCAACGAGGAAUAGGUGGUUGAGGAAUUUCUUGCACAAAUAA